AUGGUGAUCGCCGACCUGGCGAUCACCUUUGAAGACCAUUCUGCAGGCGCCCGGCACUCUUCGCUCCAGCUCAGCCACGAUUACAAGACACUCAAGUACCAACGAUCGUGGCAGAACUGGAGCACAAGGGGUGGCGGGUGCAGACUGCAGCCAUCGUCUAUGGCUCGCUGGGCUCGGUGCAGCCCAGCAAUUUCAAGACCUAUACUGAAAAGCUCAAGUUGCUUAAGACCGAGGCUUGUCAGCUGGACCUUCAGCUGUCUAGCCACUGCAUUCGUGCCAGCCACCGCAUUUGGGGCUGGCACUGCAGGCAGCACAGGGAGCGACAGCAUAGUGGAACCGCCCUGCGAGCACCGCAUGGGUCUGGGGGGGCUUCGCGACACACAUCCCAGUCGGUGGCACGACGGUAAGCUGGUCUUUAUAUCUGACAGGGCACUACCCAUGUAG
Molecule: messenger RNA, 444 nt
Organism: Peronospora farinosa
Lineage: Eukaryota; Oomycota; Peronosporomycetes; Peronosporales; Peronosporaceae
Source: the annotation of a GenBank genome assembly